This is a messenger RNA of Eucalyptus grandis, 1157 nucleotides long. Its product is annotated as heterogeneous nuclear ribonucleoprotein F. The record is from RefSeq and is a predicted model, not a curated record. Gene Ontology annotation, molecular function: RNA binding. Gene Ontology annotation, cellular component: ribonucleoprotein complex. The transcript is spliced from 2 exons. Bases 212 to 1003 code for a protein of 263 amino acids. Lineage: Eukaryota; Viridiplantae; Streptophyta; Magnoliopsida; Myrtales; Myrtaceae.
CUCGCCCCCUCCCUCCCCCUAGACCAGAAGCUUCUUUCCUUCCCCGUCUCGCAUUCCAGAACCAGGUCUCUCCCCCUCGUCUUCCCUCGCCGCCCGUCCGCCACCGCCGUCAAAUCGCAGAGAGCUUCGAGGUUCUCCGGCGAAAGAAGAUCGGAGCGAUUGAUUCGCACCCAUUCGAAAAGCAAUUGACUCUCUCGCGCGGCAGCCAGACAUGUCGAUGUACUACAGAGGAAAUUUUGGUAGGUUUGACUAUUUUGAUGACGGGCGUGAAAUGGGUCCAAAGCGACAACGCCUAGUUGAUCAGGGCUCUUCAUUCUAUGGCGCUUCUCCUGGUUCGAGCUACAUGUACAAUGCUUCACCUUAUGCUUACACUGGUCAGUCUCCACCUUUCCCGCUGGUGCGGCUUCGCGGCCUUCCUUUUAAUUGUACCGAAGCUGACGUUGCUGAGUUCUUUCACGGCCUGGACAUUGUUGAUGUUCUGUUUGUUCACCAUGAUGGGAAGUUCACUGGAGAAGCGUUCUGCGUUCUGGGUUAUCCUCUUCAAGUCGAUUUUGCCCUUCAAAGAAACAGGCAAAGCAUGGGUCGUAGAUAUGUUGAAGUCUUCAGAAGUAAGAGGCAGGACUAUUACAAGGCAAUAGCGAAUGAAGUUUCAGAAGCUCGUGGAGGAUCUCCUCACCGGAGCAUAUCCCGAGGAAAAUCUUCUAACGAGAGGAAGGACUCUGCGGAGCACACGGGAAUACUGCGAUUGAGGGGAUUGCCAUUUUCAGCUGGCAAGGAUGAUGUAUUGGAAUUUUUCAAAGACUUUGAGCUGUCUGAAGAUUCUAUCCAUAUUGUCUUCAACUCGGAAGGGAGGCCUUCUGGGGAAGCAUAUGUUGAGUUUGCGAGCACAGACGAUUCUAGAGCCGCUAUGGCCAAGGACAGGAUGACACUGGGGAGUCGGUAUAUCGAGUUGUUCGUUUCAACGCACGAGGAGUUGGAUGAAGCGGUUUCGAGGGGACGGUGAUUCUAUUAUUAGUUCGCAUGUAAUGCUACUCUGUGACUGAUAGGAUUAUUUGGCUGCACUGUAAUGUUUAAAAUUUCCUUUUUGAGGCCUGUUCAGGUCAGAGUGGAGUUUCUUGAUCUGCAUGGAGAAAGCAUGUGUCAGUUUUGGCCUUGAA